CCGCCCCAUACACGGCAUGGCGGAGCGGUCAAAGCUUGUUGCUUUCCUUCCUCCCCCUCUCGGAGGGCUUCAACGCUGCCCUAGUUAUUUCCCCGCAGAUCCUACUCUAGCUAUCCAUCUAUCCAUUGCAUUCAAAUAGCCCCGCCUCCUCUCUUCGGAUUUUCGACUCGGGAGUUGGUGUGUGCUGCUUCCUCUCGAGCUUCGUACUUGCGCUUUCCUAGAUGAUGAAAACUUUGUGGGGCGAUCAAAUCCUCUGAGAAGGUAGUUUUAAUCAGAUGUAAGGUGCUGCUAUUUUGAUCUUCCUGGAUGCCACUGCCAAGCCACACCCAGCCAAAAAGUACUGUUGGGAACUAAGGAGGAGCUCUUGCUGUUUUUAGGCAAUUGGACAUGUAUUCAGGCCAGCAGUCUGAUCAAGGUCCUGCUGCAAACAGUGGAAAAGAGUUCUUGGAGGGGAAUUGGGGGUCUGAAGCAAUGCAUCAAAAGAUGGGGUAUGACAGUGGGGCAUAUGGAUUUCAAGCUUAUGGCAUGGAGUUAGAAGAGAGACCAGGUACAUUCUCCCAAAACAUCCAGAUGAGUGAUGAGCAUAGUGGUGGUGUGAAGAAAAGGAAGGGAACAGAUGACUGCAUUGCGUUGCUAAACCCAUCAGCCAGUAGCAAGAAUGUGGGUGAUCAACAAGCAGAGGUUUCGUCUCAGCCGGAAAGGAACUCGGUGGAGAGGGACAACAGGAAGAUCUCGCCCAAAACGCAAAGCAAGGAAGAUUCUUCGGAUGGUGAUGGCACUAAAGAAAAUUAUGUUCAUUUCCGGGCAAAGCGAGGCCAAGCCACUAACAGCCACAGCCUUGCGGAAAGACUGAGGAGGAAAAAGAUAAGUGAGAGAAUGAAGCUUCUUCAGGAUCUUGUUCCAGGGUGUAAUAAGAUAACUGGCAAGGCAGUCAUGCUUGAUGAGAUAAUCAAUUACGUGCAGUCAUUACAACGACAAGUAGAGUUCUUGUCAAUGAAACUUGCAACUGUGAACCCUGAGCUUGGCUUUGAUAUUGAGCAGAUUCUGUCCAAACAAAUGAUGCUUUCUCAAGACAGGCGCCUUGGUUUCUAUGGAGCUGACCCAGGAUCAAGCGCCCUUAUUGCUCAUUUCAACCAAGGAAUGAUGCAUCCAGAUAUGAUGUGCAAUGCUUCCAAUCCAGCGGGUGCUCUGCACGGAACAAUUCACGACAUCUCCAUGAUGAACCAGAUGCCUGAGAUGUGGGAAACUCUUCAGAACAUUCCUCAUAUGAACUUCAACCCUGCUGUGGCUGCAGAUAGCAGCACCAACAAUGCUGGUCCCAUGAAGAUUGAACAGUGAGUUGCUGGUAUGAUUCUGGAGUUGUUCUGUGAACCGUAAAGCGCUUGCAGAAUCAAGUUUUGUAUAGAUGGAUGCCUAACCAUUAGUUACCGAUUUCCUCCUCUUGCUGCCCGACCCCAUAGCGUACGGUUUAUGGUAUGGCAUCGAAGGAUCUCGUGUACAGCUGGGCUCAAGAACUGCUGAUUCCACCGUAAAUUUCUAUUGCGUUAGCUCGUCGAAAGCAGGAACCCCGUGUUAUUUAUGAAUUUCAAGCUUGGGAUCAAUUGUGGAUGCCCUAAGCGUACUAAGUAGACUGGCUUAUUAGUAUUGCCGUAAGUAGUGAAGUGACUUUUGUUAAGAGUUUCAGAGUUUCAUGAAAUCAUGCCGUAAGUAGUGAAGUGACUUUUGUUAAGAGUUUCAGAGUUUCAUGAAAUCAUGCAUUAUCAACGAGAUAUUCAAGAGCAGACUUUUCUGUA
This is a messenger RNA of Aegilops tauschii subsp. strangulata, 1793 nucleotides long. RefSeq names its product transcription factor bHLH77. Gene Ontology annotation, molecular function: DNA-binding transcription factor activity; protein dimerization activity. Gene Ontology annotation, biological process: regulation of DNA-templated transcription. The record is from RefSeq and is a predicted model, not a curated record. Lineage: Eukaryota; Viridiplantae; Streptophyta; Magnoliopsida; Poales; Poaceae. Gene Ontology annotation, cellular component: nucleus.